UUGGCAAGCUGUCAAUUCUGUCAAAAAAUUAGUACAAAUAGGAACGCCAAACUCACCGUUGUUUUCGCGGGUUUAUUAUUAUUUAUUAUUGUAAAAUAAAUUAAAAUGCCUCCCAAGAAACGUGAUAAAGACCUCGACUCCACAAAGAAUCCAAGAAUAGACCACAUCCAAGCCGAUCAUGAGUUAUUUCUGCAAGCGUUCGAAAAACCCACCCAGAUUUAUCGAUACCUCCGAACAAGAAAUAUGUGUUCUCCAAUUUUUCUGAAUCGAACCCUGACUUACAUGCGGUAUCGGAUGUCACGAAGCCAUAAGUCGCGUAUCAAUUUCAAGGUAGACUCGCUGCUAGACAAAGUAACCUCAAAGCAAGACCAUUCCACAAUCCAGCCAGGUUUCAUAAACAUAACAUUCUUAGGAUUCACUGAUAAGAGUCUCGACACUAAUGCUCAAACUGCUCAGGUUGAAACCGUUCUUUUAAAAAUAAACCACAAAAAACGUAAAGAUAGCUCAGCCCCUAGCUUGCAAAUCUCGCUAGGGACGGCCGAAAUCCCCGUCAACCCCGACGAGCAACAACUGCCUCAAACAGCCCCCACCAUUAGUGUUUCAACCGAAUCCUUCAACCCCUCGAAUGGCCCCCUGGCCAAGUCGUACAUAUUCCUCUUCCGCGUCAAAAUCCUCCCCGAGAAGCCCCCUUCCGAGGAGGAAGAACCCGCCCUAAAGAAACGCAAAUCAAACGGCGCACUUGACCCCAUCAAUGACAAAAUCUACGGGGCUGAGCUCACCGUUUACGACAAAUACAAUCGGUGCUAUUUAGCGGACGGUGACUACGACGUUGUCCUUCAAGACUUUACCUCACUUACGAAAUCUUCCCCCAAAAAACACUCCAGCUGGGAGAACGGCAACGACAUUAUCGACACUUGCGGCAAUAUCAACGUAAUGAUGAAAGGGGACGCGUUGUUAAAGUUCAAACUGAACUGGUCCCCCGAGGCCUGCGCCCGCUUCGUGGACCGCCCCAAGCUGUACCCCCUGAGCGAAAACAAGGAAAACAUCCCGCUGGUGAACAACGGCGACAGUAAGGAGAAGCUCCAAAUCGUGUACCAGUUCGUGUACAACAACAACUCGCGUCAGCAGACCGAAGCAUGCGAGGACUUGCACUGCCCUUGGUGCAGCAUCAACUCGGACCAGCUGUACACGCUGCUGAAGCACCUGAAGCUGUGCCAUUCCCGCUUCACUUUCACCUACGUGCCCAUCUCAGUGGGGGCGCGCAUUGACGUUGCAAUUAACGAACUGUACGAUGGUUCAUACACGGGUUCGCCCCACGACCUUAUUCUGCAGCCCACAAUGUGCGCCUUUUCACGCAACGGCCCCGUCAGAAGGGCCUCAGUGACCCACAUCCUGGUGUGCCACCCUAAGAGAGCCAAACCGAGUCUCUCUGAGUUCCUGGAGCUCGAUGACUGCGAGUACGACGGCCAGCGGCCGUUCAUCACGGGGCACAACCGCCUCUACCACCACACCACCACCUGCCUGCCCAUCUACCCCAAGGAGAUGGACGUGGACUCGGAGGGGGAGAACGACCCCGAGUGGCUUCGCAACAAGACGAUGAUGAUGAUCGACGAGUUCACCGACGUCAACGAGGGCGAGAAGGAGCUGAUGAAGAUGUGGAACCUGCACGUGAUGAAGUACGGGUUCGUCGGCGACUGCCAGAUACCACUAGCAUGCCAAAUGUUCGUCCAGCACAAGGGGAAGGAGCUGCUGUUGAAGAAUCUCUACAAGAAUUUUGUCCUCCACAUGGGGAGUUUGUUCGAUUUUGGGCUCGUGAGCGCCGUGUGUUUGUACACCACCAUCCAGAAGCUGCAGGAGAUGGUGGGCGAGACGGGGGCUAUUCGUAACGUGCUGAAGGAGUCCAGGGAGGCGCAGAUUGAUAACUGGUCCCGGUUUGGGAGCGUGCAGAUGAGCGACAAGCCGAGCACCAGCAAGGGAAGGAAGACUGGGAACGUGGGGAUGCAGCGGAGGAAAGGGACACCAACGCCAGCCGAGACCCCGAUUAGGAGGAAGUCGGUUGGGGGGGAGCAGACCACCAGGAAACGUAUCUCCCUGUCGUUGAAAGACCAAAAAAGCAACGCCAGCUAGUAUGUAACGGUAUUAUUUGUGUGAUAAUAUGAUUUAUUGUCCGUGGAAGACUGUAAAAUAGUGAAAUAGCCGGACACUAUUUCCGAUACUUGUAUACCUAAUUUUAAAGUCUGCAUUUUAAUCAUGAAAGGCUUUUUGCUAGGUUUAGGUUGUAAUUAUUUCUAAUGAUUCCACUGCCUUAGAAAAUUGGCCUUCUAGUCAAAUAAUUUUUACCUUUUAAUUUUCUUAUUUCAGUGCUUGAUGGCAAUUCAAUCUGGGCUGUUUUUACUCAUUUUAAACGAUCUUUUUAUUGUCAUCUUUACGUUUGACUAUAUUUUUAAUUAAAAACGCCACGUGUAUUCGUUAGUUAAUGGUUUUAUUUUUUAAGCGAUACGCAGUGGCGUGGUUUUAGUGUAAUUUUGCUUCACACUGUCAUCUUUUAAGUGUUCAGUUUCGCACAAAUAGGAAAUUGGAUAAUCUAAAUUUGUGAAAUUGGCGGCGUAUUGUGGCGGCGGCGUAUUGUGGCACAUUUUUUAAUGUUAAUAAUUAUUUCCCUGAGUGCUGUAUAUAUUUAUACGUGUUCAAUUUAUCCUUGUAGGUUUUAAUAUGUAUAUUGUAAGUUAUUUACUUUUUUAAUUAUAUUGUUUUUUUCCAAGUA
Molecule: messenger RNA, 2764 nt
Organism: Tribolium castaneum (red flour beetle)
Lineage: Eukaryota; Metazoa; Arthropoda; Insecta; Coleoptera; Tenebrionidae
Gene: Su(z)12
Product: Su(z)12
Exons: 3
Coding region: 106-2127 (673 amino acids)
Cellular component (GO): RSC-type complex; ESC/E(Z) complex; nucleus
Molecular function (GO): chromatin DNA binding
Source: RefSeq, a predicted model, not a curated record